AUGGGUAUCUUACACCGCAGCUUUGCCUUGGUAGUGGCGGCGCUGAGCGUCCAGGCUGUUGGCAAGCCUGUUCAGGAGCCCAGGGCAGAAACAAGAAACACGACAAAUCCCAAGCCUCUACUUCAAGAUUUUGAUGCCCUUGGCGCUUGGUUCGAUGGGGUAGCCUCAAUCAACAACACUCUGACUUCUCGCCAAAACAAUGCCACCAUCGCCAUCGUGGGAGCUGGCGUCACGGGGUUGGCCACCGCGGUGAUGCUCGACAGCGUUGGCGUGCACAACUGGGAAAUAAUCGAGGCCAGCGAACGCGUCGGCGGGCGGUUUCGCACCAUCUUCGUCGGCGGCACGCAGGAGUUUGCCGAGAUGGGACCCAUGAGGCUGCCGUACAGGAUCCGAUACAAGAGCGACAACUCGACGCAUGAAUACACGGAUCACAUGAUGACGUUCCAGCUUGCGGACUGGCUGAAUGAGCUCAACGGAAACGACCCCAAAUGGAAAGUGGACUUUAUCCCAUGGAUCCAACACCACCCGAACGAACUCAUUGCCAGGGGCACUGGAAGGCAUCCUGACGGUCGGGUGCCGACCCGCGCUGAGAUUGCCUCCAACUCGAGCUUGGGGAAGCCUCCCCCAAUGACAUCCCUGGAGUACAAAGACACCAAGAAGAAAAUGAACCACAUUUUAAAGGACGAAAAGACCCUCAGGGCCAUUCAAAAGGACAUUUGGCGCGCUCACAAGAAAGCCAUGGACGAUGGGCUGGACGACUGGAGCGAACAGGCGAUGAUGCGAAACGUCUUCAAGGCCAGCGAAAACGUCACCGACGCAAUCUGGACGGCAACCGACUACGACGUCUUUUGGGACGAAAUGGUGCACAACUCAAAUCUCGCACAGGAUGGAGGGGCGGACUCCCUGGGAGAGACUGAAUGGAAAUGCGUCGACGGCGGCUUCAAUCGACUGUCGGACGCCUUUCUACCGCAUGUGUCGGACCGACUCACGCUGAAUCGGAAGGUCACGAAGCUUGAGGCAGUGUCAGCGGCUACAGGUGGAACCAAGACCCGUCUCUCGUGGUAUGCCGGCUCAGGGGCCAACCGCACCUCGCACUCCAAAGAAUACGACUACACGGUCAUGGCCGUGCCAUUCACAAUGACGCGCUUCAUGGACCUUCCCGACUUCUCGUCUGUGCUAGGCCGGGCAAUUAGCGAGGCCGGCCUGCGAUUCAAGUCAGCGUGCAAGGUCUCUCUCUUGUUCCGCGAGCGCUUCUGGGAACAUGGUGAGCGGCCCAUCCUAGGUGGCUACUCGAUGCCAGAGAGCCUGGCUGUGGGAGCACUCUACUACCCCGUCUAUGGGCUCAACGAGACGGGCCGUCCGGGGCUCAUCACUCACUACCGCGGCGGCGACUGGAGCGAUCGCUUCGUCAGCAUGACGGACGCGCAGCACGCGGAGUUGGUCCUCGACGCGAUAGCCAACCUCCACGGAGAUUCGGCACGGGAGCUGUACACGGGAGACUAUGCGCGAUUGUGCUGGCUACAGGAUGAGCACACUGCCACGUCGUGGUGCCGGCCGGACGUGGAGCAGCACAAGCUGUACAUACCUGCGUAUCACCGGACGGAACAUAACACCAUCUUUGUGGGCGAGCACACGGCGCCGACGCAUGCGUGGAUCAGCUCGUCGCUGCACUCGGCGGUACGUGGAGCGGUGCAGCUCCUUCUGGAGAUGGGCAUGGUGGAUGAGGCGAAGUCGCUGAACCAGCGCUGGAUGGGUCGGUGGAUUGAGAAACGUUGA
Purpureocillium lilacinum is the source of this 1776-nucleotide messenger RNA. RefSeq lists its product as uncharacterized. The record is from RefSeq and is a predicted model, not a curated record. Gene Ontology annotation, molecular function: L-amino-acid oxidase activity. Gene Ontology annotation, biological process: amino acid catabolic process. Lineage: Eukaryota; Fungi; Ascomycota; Sordariomycetes; Hypocreales; Ophiocordycipitaceae.